UAUGCAAUGAAUACACGGUACACCAAAGAAAAAAAUAAAAUAAAUAUAGAAAACAAAAAGAAAGUCUAAUGAACAACAACUCGUCGAGAGCAGGCCAGUGGUUACAACACUAUGAACCACACCAAGUUCAACAGCUUAGUCCAUGCUUCGAUGGCAUUAACAUGAUGUCAUCAUCCGUAUCUCCCCUCGGAGAAGACGGUGGUAUUGUGGUGGCGCAAGAAACGGCCGGAAGAAGGUCUAGGGCUUCGAGGAGAGCAGUACCAACGACUCUCUUGAACGCAAGUCCUAGCAAUUUCCGAGCUCUUGUUCAGAAGUUCACCGGACGCUCUGCUGCUGGUGAAGCCAACCGUAGAAGAGGUCCGGUAACUCUAGACUUCGGUUCUCCAACUACAAUAUCUAAAGAAUCUAUCUUCCCGGUCUCAGGAGAUCGAAAGAGUUAUGAUCAUGAUCUUGUUCUUAACCAGCAUGUGAGUAACGAGCCGCGUCACGUGACUUGGUCAGGUACGGAAGCAACGACGACGUAUCAGGUGAGUGAAGAAAGUAACUCCGUGUUUGAUCAACAAGAUCAUGAUCUUUUGGGGGAAUAUUCAGGGAACAGUAGUUAUGAUGAUGGCUUGGAUCAUAUGGAUUAUUAUUAUCACGAUUUUCACCAAGAGACGGAAACGUUGGAGGAAUUCAUGAUGAGCGAUCUUGAUUUAUAAUAUAGCUUUCUUUUAGUAACUAGAUGAAGAUGAAAAUAAUGAUUAUCAUGAUUUUACUACUAAGGGGAUAUGAAUUUGGGAUUUUUUUUUCUUUUUGGGGAAUAUGGCUUUACAAAUUACAAGUCCAUUAAUCAAGCAUUUCUAAUAACAUGUGUAAUAAAGGUUUUGUCUUAAGUUCCUAUAGAUGAUGAAGAUUUUGUACGUCGAUUAUCUUACUCUGUUCUCUUGAAAUUUGGAUUUAA
Messenger RNA from Raphanus sativus (radish), 943 nucleotides. RefSeq lists its product as uncharacterized. Lineage: Eukaryota; Viridiplantae; Streptophyta; Magnoliopsida; Brassicales; Brassicaceae. The transcript has a single exon. The record is from RefSeq and is a predicted model, not a curated record. The coding region runs from base 69 to 701 and encodes 210 amino acids.